This is a messenger RNA of Anoplophora glabripennis (Asian longhorned beetle), 1855 nucleotides long. RefSeq names its product sodium-coupled monocarboxylate transporter 1-like. The record is from RefSeq and is a predicted model, not a curated record. Gene Ontology annotation, biological process: sodium ion transport; transmembrane transport. Lineage: Eukaryota; Metazoa; Arthropoda; Insecta; Coleoptera; Cerambycidae. The transcript has 8 exons. Gene Ontology annotation, molecular function: symporter activity. The coding region runs from base 49 to 1809 and encodes 586 amino acids. Gene Ontology annotation, cellular component: membrane.
GUUCUUAAAAUAACACGAUUAGCCCUUUCAGGUGCUACUACCCCGAAAAUGGAAUACUCCAUGGAGCAAAUCGAUAAGUACUUCGAUAUUUUCGACUAUAUCGUGUUUGCUGCGAUGCUUAUAGUUUCCGCGCUUAUCGGGGUAUAUUUUGCAUUCUUCGCCAAAGUUAAACAAAACACAACCUCGGAAUAUUUGAUGGGUGGCAAGACCAUGGGCAUAUUUCCCAUAUCGAUGUCGCUCAUUGCUAGCUAUAUAUCAGGAAUAAGUAUUUUGGGCAUUCCAGCUGAAAUGUACACCUAUGGGACCCAAUUUUGGAUGAUAAUAGCAUCAGAAGGAUUUGUUUCCUUGGCAAUGGCUUACGCAUACUUACCAGUCUUCUACCAGCUACAAAUAACUUCUAGUUAUGAGUAUUUAAAUCUACGGUUUAAUCAGACUGUUCGUCUACUAGGUUCAGUAUUAUUUUUGACUAAAAUGUUGUUAUAUAUUCCUAUUGUCAUCUACGUACCUGCGUUAGCUUUUAGCCAAGUUACCGGCAUUAAUCUGCAUCUGGUCACCCCCGUGGUAUGCAUCGUGUGUAUCUUCUACACUACUCUGGGAGGACUUAAAGCUGUAGUAUGGACAGACACAGUUCAAACUGUGAUUAUGUUUGGAGCUCUAAUAAUCGUUAUAUUCAUGGGGACAGCUAGUGUAGGAGGUUUUAGUGAACUUUGGUCCAGGAAUGUAGCAGGUGGAAGAAUAGAUUUUUUUAAUUUUGAUUGGGACCCUACAAUAAGACACUCCUUUUGGACGGUAACGAUAGGCAACUUUUUCUCAUGGAUGGCAUCUUGUUCCAUUAAUCAAGCGAUGGUACAGAGAUGUCUUGCUAUGCCGUCACUUCAUUCGGCAAGAAUAACUGUGGCCAUUUUGGUCUUUGGUAUCAUGGCAUUGGUGUCGAUGUGCUGUUACAUGGGCCUAGUCAUCUACGCGUUUUACUAUAAAUGUGAUCCCGUCACAAGAGGAGCAAUCCACAAAUCUGAUCAGUUGCUACCAUAUUUCGUGAUGCAGAUUGCCCAAACCAUGCCCGGCUUACCGGGGUUGUUUGUGAGUGGAGUAUUCAGCGCAGCCUUGAGUUCUAUGUCUACCGGCCUGAAUUCCAUGACGGGCGUGAUUUUCGAGGAUCUGAUCAAACCCCGGAUGAAAAAACCUCUUACGGAAAGCCACGCCAGCUUCUUAAUGAAAGUUAUAGUAGUGAUAAUAGGCGGUACAUGCGUCGGACUUGUCUUUGUUGUUGAAAAGAUGGGUGCGGCUCUAAUCCAAGCUUCUGGCAGCUUAGGCGCGAUCACUGCCGGUCCUUUACUCGGCAUAUUCUCCUUGGGCAUGUUCUUCCCCCAAGCUAACGCAUAUGGAGCCCUAGCGGGUGGUUUGAUAAGUGGCACCCUCAUUACGUGGAUUUCGAUAGGAACACAGAUGAAAAUGGCGCAGGGUCUCAUCAGAUUCCCUCAAAAACCUGUCUCCGUUGAAGGAUGCAAUGCCAACUGGAUAGCGGAGUAUUUAAGUUUGACGUUAUCACCCGAUACUACUCCUAAACCAGUUCAACCCCCUUUUGCGCUGUACAGGAUGUCGUAUAUGUAUUACACGGCUUUAGGAACUGUUACUGCCCUGACCGUCGGGUUAUUAGUCAGUUAUUUGACAGGGUCAAAUAAGGGCAAGAAAAUCCACAAGGAUUUAAUUUCACCUGCCGUUUACAGAUUUAUGCGCGAAACUAGCGAUAAUCAAGUCAACGGCAGUGUCGAUCCAAGUGGGAAGAUAGAGUUAAACACGAUUACCUAACGGAUAGGAAAACAAUUAAUUUAAUUUAUUGUACAUAAAUCGAAUA